Macadamia integrifolia is the source of this 1045-nucleotide messenger RNA. RefSeq names its product transcription factor MYB23-like. The record is from RefSeq and is a predicted model, not a curated record. The coding region runs from base 90 to 803 and encodes 237 amino acids. The transcript is spliced from 3 exons. NCBI's taxonomy places the organism in Eukaryota, Viridiplantae, Streptophyta, Magnoliopsida, Proteales, Proteaceae.
UUUCUCACUACUCUUGAUUAUUCGUUCUAAAUAUUAUAUCCAUUCACUCCUUUUCAGAGAGAGAGAGAGAGAGAGAGAGAGAGAGAGAGAUGGACACAGAAGGAAGCCAGCAAGAGAUUAAGUUAAAGAAAGGUCCAUGGAAGCCAGAAGAGGACUUGCUUCUCACAAGAUACGUAGAGACUCAUGGGGAGGGGAAGUGGACAACUGUAUCAAAGAGAUCAGGUUUGAUGAGAGGAGGGAAGAGCUGCAGACUUAGAUGGAAGAACUAUCUUAGACCAAACCUAAAGCGUGGAGAGAUGUCAAAGGACGAGGAAGACCUUAUCAUCCGUCUCCAUAACCUUCUUGGAAAUCGGUGGUCAUUGAUUGCAGGUCGACUUCCUGGUCGAACCGACAAUGAAGUUAAGAAUUACUGGAACACCCAUCUCAUCAAAAGGUACCCUCAGUGCAUUAAGACUAGGGUAAGCUUCAAGUCCAGUAGUAACAAGAGAAGCAAAAUCUCCCAUCCACCCAUAUGUGUUGAAGAUAGUAAUGAAAAGCAAGAAGCUGUCACCACCUAUAACAGCAACAACAGCUGCCACGGCGGCCCUGAAUCACAACAGUUGCCCGCCGGUAGUGGCAACAGUGGCGGAGGGGACACAGUAUAUGAGGAUCCAUCACUGCCACCAGUCUUGGACUUCAGCUCCUUUAAUGUUUGGUUAGAGUCAUAUGAAAAGGGAGCUGAUCAGAGGUUGUCUUGGAUAGAAUCUCCUUUUUACUUCCCCGAGGACAGUAUGUACCCAGCUUUUGUACCAUAUAAUGCAUAGUAGGAAUCACUACUGACGGUUCAGAACUUCCACUACCACUUCAGCUGAAGGUUCAGAACUUCCACUACCAUUUUUACUGUGUCAUACUGUCAUGUCUCUUUUGUUAUCUGUGAGUUUUGUGCUGUCAUCAGUGUCCACCAUUGUUUAAGGUUGGCACUUGAGAGCUUUACCUUCGAAGAUUACAGAACUUUGUGUACGUAGAAGAAUAAAAUACUCACAUGCGAUAACGUCUUUGAAAAUUA